Alosa sapidissima (American shad) is the source of this 4488-nucleotide messenger RNA. Its product is annotated as zinc finger protein 316-like. The coding region runs from base 403 to 1941 and encodes 512 amino acids. The record is from RefSeq and is a predicted model, not a curated record. The transcript has 3 exons. Gene Ontology annotation, molecular function: DNA-binding transcription factor activity; RNA polymerase II cis-regulatory region sequence-specific DNA binding. NCBI's taxonomy places the organism in Eukaryota, Metazoa, Chordata, Actinopteri, Clupeiformes, Clupeidae. Gene Ontology annotation, biological process: regulation of transcription by RNA polymerase II.
CGGAAGUAGUCACGGACUGUCUUUGUAAACAAACCAUGGAGGACACGUUCAUACAGCCCCUAAACUAAUUUUCUCAAUUUUCUGUUUGGUCCACGAGAACACGGACGACAACGCAACAGAGUGUAGAUUGAAAAUGAUUUUAGUACCGACAUUGUUUUGAGAGGUGUUAGUAAGAAGCAGGAGCUGGCUUAUUGAUUAUGAUGCGCUGCUAAUUAACUGUUACCCAGUCCAGUCCAGUCAUAGUACUACUACUGCUAGGCUAAUGAAAUGAAAGUAUUGUUACAGAUACGACGAUAACUAUAACGUUAUUGUUACCAUUUUGUUUAUUGUGUAAAAAGCAGGAAUCAGUAGGAAUUCUAUACGUUUCCUCUUUCGAGAGCUUGUCAUACGAGUUCAUUGAGGAUGAAACCGCGCUUUAAAACCACAAUCGGGAGCAAAAGAGACCGUGAAACCAUGGCUGCUGCCCAGAGUUCGUCUGGGUUGGUUUUGAGCAGCGAUAUUUCCAUGUCUUUUCAGGACGAACUUGCUGCCACGAUCCACGGCGCUUUUGAGGUGGCUGUGGAGAUAGCUGUGCGAGAGGUCAGCAAACUAGUGGGACAAGCCUUUGGCGAUGUGCGCGACCAAAUGCACGAAACGCUGCGUGAGAAUAAGUCUCUGAAAUUGCGCCUGGAGUCAGCUGAGAAAGAAUUGGAUUCAGCACGUUUGUGCGCAGCAGGAGAUGGUCAAGUCCCGUUAUCAGUCAGUCAUUCGAGCCAACCAGAUAGCCCGCACAAUAACGACAGACUUAAAGCUGAAAACCACGUCAGAAACAGCGAGGAUCUAGCAAAGACCUCUGUGAGUGUCUCUGUAAAGAAAAAGUGUGAUUAUCUAAUUGUCGAGGCCGAGGCGAGCUGUGAACGCCUCGACGGUACUUUCAGUGAGAUCUGUGAGGACGGCAGAGUGUGCUCACAAACCCUGAACCCGACACCGAGUGAGGAAUUAGUCCCUGUUGCAAUCAUGGAAAAAGCAGAUAUGAAACAGCAUUCACUGGCUCCAUGCUUACCAAAUGAGAAAAUGGUAGAUCACUAUGACCAAUCAGAUCCACAUGAGGAGGAUGUGUCAUAUGAAUCCUCAGCAGAAGUUCAAGUGAAAGAGGAGAAACCAGAUUUGGGCCGUGCCUCUGGUUCUGUCUCGGGCUCUGACUCCCAGCUUGGUUUUGAUGAUGUGGGUGAGGGUCCCGAUGACGGCUUCUCACUGGCCCAGUCUAAGAUGCUGGAGGACUGGAGACCGGAUCCCCUGGGCCUGCCCGGGUGUGAGGCCAACACACUCAGCCAAGACGGCAGCCAUGCCCUGGCCCACCCAAUGGCAGUCACCAUGCAGGCUACUGAGAUGAGCUCCUCGUCAGUGGGCACUCUGCCUGUGUUCCCCGGUAUGUACCAGCCCAGCGACCCUGUUCCACUGCCCCUUGCGGUCCCUCAGAACUACAGCGUUCCCGUCAGGCCCAACCUCCCCGCGCUGCCUCCUUCCUACAAGCAGCACGUCUGCAAGAUCUGCAGCCGGCCUUUUCAGCGGCCCAGCGACCUGCGGCGGCACCAAAGCCAGCACCACCGCUCCAAGCCGGCCAACAGCGCGGGGCCGCGUCCUGGCGGCCGGCCGCCCAAGCAGCAGAAGUUCCCGCCGGGGCGCAGCCCGUACCACUGCGGCGAGUGCGGCCGCGACUUCAACCGCAUGGAGAACCUGAAGACGCACCUGCGCAUCCACACGGGCGAGCGGCCUUACACGUGCUCGGCGUGCGGCGUGCGCUUCCGCCACUCGGGGGCGCUCACGCGCCAUUUCCGCAUCCACACGGGCGAGAAGCCCUACGUGUGUAGCCAGUGCGGCAUGUCCUUCAGGAACAGCGGCGGGCUGCGCUUCCACCAGCGGCUACACAACCGACAGACUCAGGCAGUGAUGGGACAAUAAACAAGCGUGAGACAGUAACGUCCUGAACGUUGAUCUUGGUCUUCAGUAGCUUGGUUACAGGUGGUCAGUGCAUUGUGCUGGAGUAGAUAGUGAGUGAACAGAUGUGAGAGUUUGGGCUGAAAGUUUAGACAGAUGCUGUCAGGGUCAAACUCAUGCAAAGUGGAAACAGUAAGGUGGAUGGUGCCAUCUGCAGGUCAGUGUUCAAAGUGGUUGAACCGGCCUUUUUAACUGAGCCUCUUCCAGUUUGGGGCAAUUUGGUAAAAACAAACACAUGCUUGACAACUGAAGUGAAUGAAAAAAUCAGUCGGUUCCCUUUUUUAUGAGCCAGCUGGUGGUGUGUAGGGGCACUCACUCAACUGUUGUCAACGUCAGACUUUAAUGCUUUUGCUGUUCUAACUAGCUCAUCAGAAUAGUUCAAUACAUUUUCAGUGAACAAAUACAACUUUUCACAGAGUGCGGUCCAUAGACUGCGCUUUAUGUUAAGUGGAAAUGACAAUACCACAAUGUUGAGAAUACAGACUUUCCCAAAACAUUCAUUUAAGUGUGUGUGUGUGUGUGUGUGUGUGUGUGUUUUCAGUCAAGCCUUUGGUGAGAAAACCUGUACCUUUGGAAGAGUUCACAAAUAGAGAAAAUUGCUUGUUCUCAGAUGAACAAUUUGCGGGUUCAGUGGUGGCCUUGAGAGGUUCCUCUCGGGCGCUUCCCAUUAGAAUGAUGGAUAACAAAGGCUAGUGUCACACUACCAGGCCAAAUCUGAUUGUCUCACGUGAAACAGUGUGAACAGCACAAAUCACAUGAAAUCGACCUUUUUCAGUCGUGAUUGGGGCCAUUUCCAUAUGUGGCUUAAAAUCCGACACAGGUCUAAUAUUUUGUAGUGCGACGUGUAGUCUGAACAUCGGAAUUCAUCUGACUUUUACGUUUUUGAUCGACAUUCAUUAGAAUUCGAGCGACACUCCCAUAAUAGAGAGAUGGCAGCGCUUUUCCAUGGCAGUUUCCGGGUUAUGGAAGUUUCGGAACUGAAAACAGGCCAAUCACUUGGUCAGUUGUCUAUGAAUAACUAGAUUACACCCUCCAGCAUCCAGAAAUGCAUCCCACCCUCCUGCAUUACAGCCAUUCGGCACACGUUUUUUGGGACUUUUGAUCGCGUGGCGGCGACAUCAAAGAAUGUCGCAACUCUUUCUUUCUAUGGCUCUGGUGUGGGUUAUACACUCAGUGGAUACAAAGGUAGUCAAUAGGCCUAUGGUGUGCUGUAUGUGUGUUCGUUCGUUGUUCUGUGCAUGCAGUCCACACUCAGGUAGGAAUCUGAUAUUGGCCACAUUUAAUGAAAACAAUGUGAACAGCCACACAACAAAGUCGAAUAUGAGCAAAAACCUGAAAAGACCUGUGGUGUGACCCUAGCCAAAGUGCACUGAGGGAGAGAGGUGGUUGAAGACAUCGUUUCAAGCUAGGCAGAGAAGGUCAGGUCAUGUCUAGCAUCACGCACACCAAUAACCAAGAGUAUAUGAGCAAUGCACUCCCAUCCAUGCAAUAUGGAAAUGAUGGAUUGUAAUGUCUUGUCUUCGUCACACAGGAUAAACUCCACAUUUCUAACAAUAUAUUUAAAGAAGUGCAGGAUUAGAAAGACUUCAACUAACAAUGUCCUUUUUUUGCUCACACUGAAAUAGAAACAAACAGACCUCAGCAUUUUGAAUGGUGCUUAAAAUCCUUACAUGGGCUUAUCACAGAUGUGCCUGUCAACCAUCCUUAAGUUCGCCAAGUUGUUUAAGUAGAGGCCUGUGUGUAAGCAAGCAGUCCUCUCUGCAAUAAACUGAGCAAGUGCAGUAAGACAAUAACUUGUGUAAUGCAGACCCUAUAUGACCAUUUAUUUAAACAAUCCCCAGUGUAUUUUACCCUUGAACUUAUGACUUGAUGGUUACUAAUUAAAUUUUGUUAUUUAGAAAUACUCAAUAUAUGACUUUUUACCAACGGUAAAUUCCUAAAUGGCUUGAGGCUAGAUAUUAAGCAGAUGGCAGUUAGUGGAAUCACUGAAGGGGUGAAAGAUUGGCUUUUUUUUGUGUCACAAUACAUCUCAUGGGGGCACCAGCACCAGCAGGGCCCAUUCUCUGAAUAUGCUGAUUAGGACACCUGGGGAGUAUAUCACAAAGCCCUGGAAGCCAUAUGACUUCACACACCAACUUUCACUCCUAAAACACAGAUUUGUGGUUUAGAGUUUUUAUGUGCAAAUACUGCAUCUGUGAAAUUAAUUGAAUAACACGGUAUUCCCUGUGCACAUAAUGUCACUUAGGUCGUAACCGAUUGAACACUAUAGGUGGCUUUGACCUCCAUAAUACACUCAAGUUUGCAUUGAUAUUGCCUUGCAUCAUGCGGCAUAAACCCAGGGACUUGGGUCGGGAGUCGGGAGGGUUUUAUUUGUUGUUUGUACAUUUUCUAAACUUGGUUUAACUUCAUGACAAACUAAAUGUGCUACUAUUGUUUUGUAUUCCCUUGAAACACAAUCAUAACUGUCAUUGUUUGGACAUUGGUAAUAGAAUAAAGUCUUAACCUCUGUCA